AUGAUUCAUGCUCACUUGUCUCGUGCAACAGUUAUAUCUCUUAUUUUAUAUCUGAUUAUUCACCAAAAAAUGUGGUACCGAAAGCUAUUUUGGCGCGAAAAGGCCAGCCAGCGAGGCGAGAAUAAUGGAGCUUCACCAUCGACUCACCCUGAUUUCCCUUGUCAUCCUCUUUACCGGGAAGGGAUUCGAGCAGCGAGUACCCAAACCAGCCCCAAGCUGCCUGAGGCACAAACUCCUACUCCAUCAACCCCUUUCAGAUACCACCCUUACCAUCCCCAACCACCAAAUGCAUAUUACCAGCCUGUAGAGGUUUACAGAACGCUCAUGCUACCUGACGAAAUACUGGAAACGCAUGCCGGCCAGGCUCAUGGCUCCAGAACCGAUCGUUCGGCUGCAAAGGGUCCCCAGGACGAACUCUCUGCUACACCACACAACCGCCCAGAUGCUGCUGAAGCUGCUCCUCACCCAGUUCCUAUCACGCAUCCAGCUCAACUCCCGAUUCAUAGCCCACAGCCGCGUCGUAUGGGGCUGCCUGUGAGCCCCAAGCUCCAGUAA
Messenger RNA from Trichophyton benhamiae CBS 112371, 555 nucleotides. RefSeq lists its product as uncharacterized. NCBI's taxonomy places the organism in Eukaryota, Fungi, Ascomycota, Eurotiomycetes, Onygenales, Arthrodermataceae. The transcript has a single exon. The record is from RefSeq and is a predicted model, not a curated record. Bases 1 to 555 code for a protein of 184 amino acids.